AUGUGGAAGGGAAACAAGCUGGUGGAGAUCAUCCGCAAGAUCGAAGGAACCAUUAUGAUCGAGUUCAAGCGAAGCGGUAACAACACCAUCGCUUCGAAUCGAAUUCCCCUCUAUGUGGGUGAAUUCGUGUAUGAUGAAUCGAAAGAAUCGUUUCUUCGAAAUGGUCGAGGAUACUGGAUCGAUGAAGAAACUCGGAUUGCUACUCGCGAAGUGGAAUGGAAAGAUGGAGUGGAAGUGAGUGGAAGAGAUCUCUAUGAUGGAUGGUACACUCGAUCCACAACUCCAAAACCCAAACCCAAACCCAAACCCAAACCCAAACCCGCUCCGAUGCCUGCUCCUGCUCCUGCUCCUGCUCCUGCUCCUGCUCCUGCUCCAAAACGCGAAGAACCUGCUCCUCUUCGAUUCAGCGUCACUGGAUCUACAAAAUGGACCGAUGUGAGUUUGCAAGUGACCGAUUUGAAGAUUUCAUCGAAUUGCUGUAACGAUUUGAAUGCAUUGGAUCUGAAUCGAUUCGAGUGGCUACGAUCUAUCGAAAUCGGCGAUGAAUGUUUUGGAUCAGUGGAAACAUUCAAAAUCGAUGGAUUGAAUCGAUUGAAAAACUUGACUAUUGGGAAAAAUUCGUUCAAUAAAUUGGAAAAAGAGUUCUUAAGUAAUGGCCAUUCAGAUACUGAAUGGCAACAAAACAGUAAACAGUGCAAAUCAUUCCACAUAUUAAAUUGUGAAUCAUUGGAAUCCAUUCAAAUUGGUGAAUAUAGUUUUGGUGAUUUUGGAGGCGACUUUGAAUUGAAGAAUCUACCACAAUUACAAUCCAUUCAAAUUGGGACAAUUGGAAGUCAAUCAACCAAUUUUUAUGGUAGUUCAUUUGUGAUUCGAGGUAUUGAUAUGAUAUUGAAUAUUUGA
Molecule: messenger RNA, 900 nt
Organism: Blastocystis hominis
Lineage: Eukaryota; Bigyra; Opalinata; Blastocystidae
Exons: 1
Coding region: 1-900 (299 amino acids)
Source: RefSeq, a predicted model, not a curated record